Molecule: messenger RNA, 1669 nt
Organism: Cydia pomonella (codling moth)
Lineage: Eukaryota; Metazoa; Arthropoda; Insecta; Lepidoptera; Tortricidae
Exons: 3
Coding region: 261-1016 (251 amino acids)
Source: RefSeq, a predicted model, not a curated record
GAAUUAAUAUCAACCAUACUUUCCCUUGUACAUGUAUCCAAACGCACUGUCAAAUGAAGUGUCAAAUGCUCAAAUGUUUUUGACAGUCACGCGCGAAACUUCAUUUAUGAGUAUAAAGACGAAUAUUUUACUUAUUAUCGUUAAUUAGUACAUACACUAGACAUUGUUUCAGAAUAAAAAUAACGUUUAGCGCUGUUUCUUUAAUCACCAGUCUUUAAAUAUCAAGAUCCUUAUUAGACUUAAAAUAUAACCUGCUCAAGAUGCCAUUAGUGACUAAAAUUCGCCUAUUUCGUAGCAAUUAUACAAUUUGUUAUAUGUCUGAGGAAUUAUUCGUAUUUCCAGACAAGAAGUAUUAUGAUAAUCUUGGUGUGAAAUCCGGGGAUGCGUGGGAAUUCGACAUAGAACGAUGUGAUGGAGAUCGCAAAACCAAGUCAUUAAAGUUGGUUGCAAAUGCAUUAUUUCUGCAGCCAUUUGUGAGAGAAUGUUUGAAUUCUGUGGCGUAUAGGACUAAUGUGGUGAAUCAUUUGAAUGAGCGUUGUGGGAAUCCUGAGAAUGGGACAGCCUUUUUAAAAUUAAUUCUGAAGCCACCUGAUUCAGAAGUUAUAGAUUAUGCAUGGAAUGAAAGGAUACUGAAACUGGUAUGGAGCAGGGUUGAAAUAGAGAAUGCAUUCUCCUGGCUGUCCACCCUUGGAGGUGCCUACUCGGCUCUCGGAGAUUACUUUGAGGACUGUGCAGAGGAAGCGGGAAGGAUAUCAAUACGCCAAUACAAGCUCUCCCAAAUGCUGGGAGACGACGCCUUAGCAGCCAGGAGUAAGCUCUAUUCUGCACUCUCAUAUGCUCAGAAAGGCAAACUCAAGCUGUCAAGGCAUAUUGUGAGGAACGUUCAUGCAUUCGGUAGACUUACUCAUGAUAAGAGGUUGGUGCGUAUGUGCCAAGGCGUUUGGGCGAAAUUGAAGUAUCUAAGGUCAAUUAAAAAUAGUUCUGGUAAAGGUGGAGGUAAUGGUAAAAUUGUGUAAUUGAGAUAUAAAGCAGUGUAUUUUUAUCUUUAACUUGAAUUGUCAGAAAAUGAGAACUGCCUAUCACUGCCUGUAAGACCAUUUUAAGAAGCGUAACUGCAGGGACAUAUUGUUUAGUUUUUUAUACUCUAAAUCCGAAAAACGAUGUAUUUGUGUGAAAUGAUCAUAAAAGUCCUAUAACUUUAUAAGUAAUUUAUAAUUUAUGAGUAUUCAAAAUGUUGAAAAGAAAAAAUAUAACUGUAUUGUAAAUGGGAUAUUACGUAACUCUUUUCCAGGUCGCGUCUACAAGGUUUUUUUUUUUUUAACAAAUAUAUAUUACAUAUUCCGGCCGAUGGUUCGGUUUCGGUGCAAAAACUGCGGGACCUUUCGGUCUCAUCGAAGCUUAUAAUCCUGUACUUUCGUUUCCUUCGAUCGUGCACGGCUAACUUCGAAUGCUCUCUGUACAGCCAGCAAUGGCAUUGUUCAUACGCCUAAAAGAAUGGUCCAUUGACAUUUUAUUCAACAAUUUUAAUACGUCUAUCAAAGUUUCAGUUUCGGCCGAAACUAGAGCCAAAUCCGAACCUUCGGCAAAAAAACGGUCGGACACAAAAAUUUAUACAAUAUGUAUAAUUUACUGUUUACUGUCUGUUGUAAUAAAUCUUUAUUUAAUUGUU